This is a messenger RNA of Prosopis cineraria, 784 nucleotides long. Its product is annotated as 40S ribosomal protein S20-2-like. Gene Ontology annotation, cellular component: ribosome; cytosolic small ribosomal subunit. Bases 166 to 534 code for a protein of 122 amino acids. The record is from RefSeq and is a predicted model, not a curated record. Gene Ontology annotation, biological process: translation. Lineage: Eukaryota; Viridiplantae; Streptophyta; Magnoliopsida; Fabales; Fabaceae. Gene Ontology annotation, molecular function: structural constituent of ribosome; RNA binding. The transcript is spliced from 4 exons.
CCUAACCCUAGUAGCAUUUGGCGGAAUAUAAGCCUUGCACAGUUGCACUCCAAUUUCGAUUUUUCAUAUGGUCGAAGACUGAGGUUUUAGAGGGCUUCGUCAGAGGCAUUAUAUUUCGUCUUCAACCUUGCAACACGGGGACCGUAUAGUUAAACAAGGCAAAAAAUGGCGUAUGCAGCGAUGAAGCCCACUAAACCCGGUUUGGAGGACUCUCAGGAUCAGAUUCACAAGAUCAGGAUUACUCUUUCUUCUAAGAACGUGAAGAAUCUCGAGAAAGUUUGUGCUGACUUGGUACGAGGUGCCAAGGACAAGAGGCUCAGGGUGAAGGGACCUGUGAGAAUGCCCACUAAAGUUCUUCACAUCACCACCAGGAAAUCCCCUUGUGGUGAAGGUACCAACACUUGGGACAGAUUUGAACUUCGUGUGCACAAGAGAGUUAUUGACUUGUACAGCUCCCCAGAUGUGGUUAAGCAGAUUACUUCAAUUACAAUUGAGCCGGGUGUGGAAGUUGAGGUUACCAUUGCAGAUGCUUGAUUUGGCCCAAAAAUGAUUUCUUUUUGUUAUUUUGCCUCUUGGCUAAGAAAAUGUUUUAGUGGAACUCUUACAAUCUAGGGUUUGGCACAAUGCCUUUCCUGGUUUAUUAGUUUGAAGCUGGUAACAUUGUUUGUUUAUUUUUUGCUGUGGAAGUUGAUAACACUUACCUUUAUGGUCAAGGUUAUUGAUGAAUACCUCCUUUAUUAGUUUAUGGUCAUGGUUAUUGAUGAAUACCUCCUUUUAUUAGUUA